Molecule: messenger RNA, 1326 nt
Organism: Helobdella robusta
Lineage: Eukaryota; Metazoa; Annelida; Clitellata; Rhynchobdellida; Glossiphoniidae
Exons: 1
Coding region: 1-1326 (441 amino acids)
Source: RefSeq, a predicted model, not a curated record
AUGGCAUCGAUAUCGAGCAUUCUUAUUUGCAGCCCGCUGCGAGUAGUUGUAAUAAUGUUGUUCGCGAUUACCAUCAUACCGACUGGUUCGACUGGUCCGACAACUACAAAAACCUAUUUCUAUACAACGGCAAGAGAUGAACACACAGCAAAAAACUAUUUUACAACGAGAGAAUAUGGUUCAACUAUCCAGAUGUUUACAACCCAGGGAAGCACGCCUGCAACAGUGACAUUGCCAUCAAUAACAACACGACCAUCAACAAAACACGGAAAAAAUUUAGACGACGCUCGAUUCGUCUGCAUCAACUCUUAUUGCGUCUUUUAUAACUGGUUCUACCCGACGUCUGGAGUUCAACACACAACCACAAGAAACUAUUUCUACCCAACAUCAGAAGUUCAACACUCCACCACAAGAAACUAUUUCUACCCGACAUCAGGAGUUCAAUACACAACCACAAGAAACUAUUUCUACCCGACAUCUGGAGUUCAACACACAACCACAAGAAACUAUUUCUACCCGACAUCAGGAGUUCAACACUCCACCACAAGAAACUAUUUCUACCCGACAUCAGAAGUUCAAUACACAACCACAAGAAACUAUUUCUACCCGACAUCAGGAGUUCAACACUCCACCACAAGAAACUAUUUCUACCCGACAUCUGGAGUUCAACACACAACCACAAGAAACUAUUUCUACCCAACAUCAGGAGUUCAACACUCCACCACAAGAAACUAUUUCUACCCGACAUCUGGAGUUCAACACUCCACCACAAGAAACUAUUUCUACCCGACAUCAGGAGUUCAAUACACAACCACAAGAAACUAUUUCUACCCGACAUCAGGAGUUCAACACUCCACCACAAGAAACUAUUUCUACCCGACAUCAGGAGUUCAAUACACAACCACAAGAAACUAUUUCUACCCGACAUCAGGAGUUCAACACUCCACCACAAGAAACUAUUUCUACCCGACAUCAGGAGUUCAACACACAACCACAAGAAACUAUUUCUACCCGACAUCAGGAGUUCAACACUCCACCACAAGAAACUAUUUCUACCCAACAUCAGAAGUUCAACACUCCACCACAAGAAACUAUUUCUACCCGACAUCAGGAGUUCAAUACACAACCACAAGAAACUAUUUCUACCCGACAUCUGGAGUUCAACACACAAGCGACUAUUUUACGACGAGAGAAUCUGGUUCAACCAUCCAUUUAUUCUCCAGCCAGAAAAGCUCGCCCGCACCAGUGACAGCAACAACGAGACCAAAAAAUGAUGCUCGAUUCUUCUGCAUCGGCUCCUUUUGCAUUUUUUAUAACUGGUUUUGA